This is a messenger RNA of Eucalyptus grandis, 3459 nucleotides long. RefSeq lists its product as uncharacterized. The coding region runs from base 1000 to 3459 and encodes 819 amino acids. The record is from RefSeq and is a predicted model, not a curated record. NCBI's taxonomy places the organism in Eukaryota, Viridiplantae, Streptophyta, Magnoliopsida, Myrtales, Myrtaceae. The transcript is spliced from 11 exons.
GAUCGUCGCCCGCUCGCUCGCUCGCUCGCCUUCAUAGACACGCCCAAAUCACACACACCUAAAACUCCUCUCCCCUUCCUCCUCCUCCUCCUCCUCCUCCUCUUCCUCCGCCACUGUGAUUUUCCUCUCUCUCUCUCUCUCUCUCCUGUUUUGCUCGCACAUGCGAUUGAUUUCGCGAUUCAUAAUCGAAUCUCGAUUUCUUAUUUUUACUUUAAAAGCCUCCCCCUCUCUCUCUCUCUCUCUCUCUCUAUUUUUCUCUCUCUCGCUCGCUCUCGUUCCCAUUUGACACCGACCCUUAAAGUUUGAGCUUCUUAAACUCGGGGGGGAGUUCAUGUUGGGUUUUGGGAGCACCGCCACCGCAAGCAAUCCUGCCUCCCGGCGAUGGCAGAGCGGAAGCAGCGGGACGUGGAGGAGCUUUAUUGCGCCACGGACCUGAUUCAACAACCCGAGGCACGUUCUCUCUCUUUUGCCCUAACCGCUCCUCUCCCCCCCUCCCUUCCCCCCACCCUUCCGUUCCCGAUCAGUCCCCCUAAUCACUUCCAUUUCAAUUCUCCCCUCUUGAAUCCUUCGAAUCUGUGCCCAAAAAUUUUAAAAAAUUAAAAAAACCCUCUGCUUUGAGUCGAUUGGUCCUUCCUUUGGUGCGCCGAGGCAAUUAGGGUUUGGGCUCAAUUUGAUCCCCUUCCCUUCCUUCGCGUUUCGGUUUUCUUUUCUUUUUUUUUCUCUUUUGAAGUCUGCGCAUCUCCCUCUUUUCUCCUCGCUGAUUUCGGUGCUUACGAGCCCCCGAUGAUCUGAUCCUCCCACCAACGAUUGAAGAGUGCCGAGCGCUUGUUCUUGGAAAAUCUCUCAAUUGAUCUGGAUGCUGUCCUUUUAGAUCACACCAGUGUUGAAAGGGCGCUGUCGCAUGCAAGGGCCGGGGGACGAGGCCUAUUCUAAUUCAAGAAGGAUUCGGUGGCUAAUCAGGUACCAUCUCCAGAUGUCAAAGGAUUUGGGGGGCCUUCCAUGAGUCAGAAGAAAGUUAACAUUACAGCAGAGUCUGGUACCUGUAAUGUGUGCUCUGCUCCUUGCACAUCUUGUAUGCAUCUUAAUCAAGUUAUUAUGGGAUCCAAAAGGAAGGAAUAUUCCGAUGAAACCUGUCUCGAUGGUGUAGCCAGCCAAUAUUCUGCUAAUGACUAUGAUGUUUUGCGGCCUUUAAGUGGUGCAUCAGCACACAGCCCACAAGGCACUGCUGACGAAACAAGUCGUCCACAGGGGUUCAAUUCUGGGUAUUCCUGUGAUAAUACUAAAAACAAACCAGCUUCAACUGAUGCGUCCGGUGCUUUAGAUGAGGAUUUGACAGUACGCAAGCUAUCUGACAGGGAAAAACUUUCUGAAACUUAUCUGCCUCCUAAACCUUGGUCUAGUUCCGUGGAGAUUAAUAUUUCAACCGAGGAUUCCAAGCCAGUGGAAGGCCAAGAUGAUAAUAUAUCCUGUGUUAGCAGUGGCAAUGAUCUAAACUCCAGGGCUAAUAAUGAUGAUUCCUAUAUAGACAGAAAAGUUGCUCCCUCUAGUUCAGUUUCAAGUGGCAAUCUGUAUCCAGAAGGAAUGAGAGUAUCAAUUCAAGAAGAUGGAAGUGAAAGAGAUGAUCAGGAAAUUCCAUUAGGAGAUUUUAAAUCUCUUAAUGAAGAUAACCAGGUUGAAAAGUUAACUGAAUCACUUGAGACCCCUGACGUGCCAGACCCUUCACCACAAGUUCUGCCUGAGGAUGAGAGUGAGGGAUCGGAUAUCCUGGAGCAGGAUGUCAAAGUUUGUGAUAUCUGUGGGGAUGCAGGUCGGGAGGAUCUACUCGCUAUAUGUAGUAGGUGUAGUGAUGGUGCAGAACACACCUAUUGCAUGCGAGAAAUGCUUCAAAAGGUACCAGAAGGUGACUGGGUGUGUGAAGAAUGCAAGUCAGCUGAUGAGAAUGAAAACCAGAAGCCAGUCUCUCCAACGGUUAUAGGACCAGGAUCAUCAAAGUUGUGUGGCUCCACUAGGAGAGUCACAUCAUCAAGGGAUUCUUGCUUCAAGAAUAUUGAUAAGGGAAAAGCGAAGCUAGCUCGUCAAAUGUCAUGUGUAAAUUCUGUUCAAGACUUCCCAGAGGGUGCACGCUCCCCCAGCCUUCCAAUCUUCGAUCCAAGGAAGUGCUUCUUCUGCAUCAAUCACGAUACUCAUCUCUGUACUUGUGGUUAUCUUUUCCUAGGUACUUUAUUGAAGUCCAAUUCAUUUAAUGCCUUCAUUGCAAAGCCAAAAGUAAAAGUGAUUGACGAAGGAAUGAUUCAGAAGCACAAAAGCAUAAGGGAGAAUUCUUCCUUCAUUUCAAAGGAAGGGCCUACCAAAAUAAUAGGCAAAUCGAUGUCAUUCAAACACGCAAAUCCAGGCCGUCCACUUGCUGUUGAUGCCAAAGUUAAAAUGCUUCCAACUAAACUCACCCAUGUUCAGACUCCAAAAGGAUCUAAGAAUCUUAAAGAAGGGAGUGUGCUUGAUAGGAUGAGUUUACGUAAGUUAGACCGCACUUUUUCAAGUCUAACAAGGGACAAUUCUACUCCGUCUACACCUAAUUCUGAUCAGAAGCUUACAUCUUGUGGGGAACCUUUGCAAGGCUCACCUUUGAGCAACAACCGAGAUUCAAAGCUUGCACAGUCUGAUGUUAAACCGGCUGUUUUGGUUAAAUCUGCUGAAUACAAGUCAAAUCAGCUUGAUCAGAAAGAAGAACCCUUAACUAGUUCUUCUCGGACUGUCGAGAAACAUUGUAUUGAAGGCAAUGGCCUUCGACAUGAUGGGUUGUCUCGCUCAAAGGGCUUGGCAAAUCACACUGACAAAGCCCGGGAUUGUUCUGUUAGUCGCUCAAAGCCGGCAGUUAUAAGUGGUUCAAGAAGCAUUUUCUGUCAAAAAUGUAAAGAAGUCGGUCAUGAUGCAGAGUCUUGCCCUGUUAGUAGCUUGCAGGUUGGAACAGAUGUUUCAAUGACCAGAAGUAUGAAAGAAGAGAUUACAACAGUAGUAAGACUAAAACUCCGAUACGUCUCGAGGAAAGUUAUGUCUGCUGAUGGGCCAUAUGAAGGGCAGGCAGUUCGUCAGAGCUGUACAUCUGAUUCCCGCUUGCAGAUGAUUGUUUUGCCGUCUGCUAUUUGCAGGAUAUCAGCUAUUCCGGAGCAUGAGUGUAUCUGGAGAGGGAGUUUGGAGGUGUGCAGAGGCAGUCAGCAGCUAGAUUUUUGUGGUGGACUUCAAGCACAUCUGUCUACUUUGGCUUCACCUAGGGUUCUUGACAUGGUGAAGAAGUUUUCAAAUAAACUUUCCUUGAGCGAAGUACCUAGAAGUUGUACAUGGCCAACCCAGUUUUAUGAUAGUGGUGCUCAAGAUGAUAAUAUUGCUCUUUACUUUUUCGCGGAGGAUCCCGAGAGUUAUGAGAGGAGCUACAAGGUCUUUGGAGAAGAUGAUCAAGAGUGA